Molecule: messenger RNA, 888 nt
Organism: Aegilops tauschii subsp. strangulata
Lineage: Eukaryota; Viridiplantae; Streptophyta; Magnoliopsida; Poales; Poaceae
Source: RefSeq, a predicted model, not a curated record
AUGCCAACUGAGUUUGAGGCUGCCUGGAAAGGACUCAUGGAUAAGUACAACCUCCAUGAUGAUGCCACGAUAGUGGCCAUGUGGAACGAGCAUGAGAGAUGGAUAUCAGCUUACUUCAAAGAAAUUUUCUGUGCCAAAAUGAAGUCCAUACAACGAAGUGAGAGCAUGAACUAUGUGCUCAAGAAGAACUUCGUAAGUGAGAGACAAAACCUCCACCGGUUUGUCAGCCACGUAAACUCCUGCGUCAAAACCAGGAGGCAGACAGAGAACCAGGAGACAAUGGGUAACGGGCACGCGUUCCAGGUGGUUGCAAACCCUGUGGGAGAAAUAUAUGACUGCAAGUGCAAGCUAUGGGACCACACAGGUAUUUUCUGCGUGCAUGUCCUGUGCAUGAUGCAGACAAUUAAGGCUGCCAGCGUUCCAGAGAAAUACAUCCUCAGGAGAUACACCAAACGCCCGAACAUCCAACCAACAUUCAACAGAAAUGACUUGAGGACAGUAGCGUCAAACAAGGCCUGCCAAUACUGCAUUGAAAGCGCACUGCUGCAGCUGAACAUGAGGGUGCACAGAAAAAGCUUGAGAAGCCAAGAGCAAAUGACGAGGUCACGGGUCAUCAUGGACAAACUUGAACACGAACUCGACGCCAUGCAUUCUGCUGAAAAUGGAGGUGUCGCGGACAGCGAAGCCAUUGAGCAGGAUAUUGCAACAAUCUUAUCUGAGAUGAACCAUCUGGGAGCUAUUGACCCAUUCGACAACGAGGAAGAGGAGCAACAGCAACCAGAGCUUCCCCAGGUGCACACUCAAGAGCAGCAACAUGCUCACAUGCAAGAUCAUGAGCUUGAUGGUGUUGUAGGCGAACGACAUGACAACAGGAUACCCUACCAGUAG